This is a messenger RNA of Sinocyclocheilus rhinocerous, 3516 nucleotides long. Its product is annotated as potassium channel subfamily T member 1-like. NCBI's taxonomy places the organism in Eukaryota, Metazoa, Chordata, Actinopteri, Cypriniformes, Cyprinidae. Gene Ontology annotation, biological process: potassium ion transmembrane transport. The record is from RefSeq and is a predicted model, not a curated record. Bases 18 to 3122 code for a protein of 1034 amino acids. Gene Ontology annotation, molecular function: outward rectifier potassium channel activity; intracellular sodium-activated potassium channel activity. The transcript is spliced from 29 exons. Gene Ontology annotation, cellular component: plasma membrane.
CGGUGCCGGUUCGGACGAUGGGUUCUUUUGAGAGCGAUGCUGGCCAAAGGUACACAGAGGAGUACAGUAUGGACUCGACCAAUGCACAGGUGCAGGUGGAGUUUUAUGUAAAUGAAAACACAUUCAAGGAGAGGUUGAAGCUCUUCUUCAUCAAAAACCAAAGGUCAAGUCUCAGAAUACGCCUCUUCAACCUCUCCUUGAAGUUGUUAACAUGCCUCCUCUAUAUAAUCAGAGUCUCACUAGAUGAUCCAACUAACCAGGUCACAUGUGCACGGAAACAUUGCACAAACAUCACAGAUGCUCUUUGCAACAAAGCCUGUGGCAACUACACAACAAACCUGACCACAGAUCCCAUACAAAUAAACUGGGAGUUAAUAUUUUGGGUGAAUAGGAGAGUUCCUGUAUGGGCGAUACAGGUGACAGUGGCCUUAAUUAGCUUCUUGCAAGCUAUGCUUCUGGCGUAUCUCAGCUACAAGGGGAACAUUUGGGAGCAGAUUUUCCAAAUCUCCUUUAUCAUUGAGAUGAUCAAUACAGUGCCGUUCAUAAUUACAAUCUUUUGGCCUCCGCUGAGGAACAUAUUUGUUCCUGUGUUUCUUAACUGUUGGCUUGCCAAAUCAGCGCUGGAGAACAUGAUUAAUGAUCUCCAUCGUGCCAUUCAGCGCACACACUCUGCCAUGUUCAACCAGGUCCUCAUUCUGAUCUGUACACUGCUCUGUCUGGUCUUUACUGGGGCUUGUGGGAUUCAGCACCUCGAGCGGGCAGGGAAGAGCCUCUCCCUCUUCGACGCUUUAUAUUUCUGCAUCGUCACCUUCUCGACUGUUGGUUAUGGAGAUGUCACACCCAGAAUCUGGCCCUCUCAGCUACUGGUGGUCAUCAUGAUCUGUGUGGCUCUGGUGGUGCUGCCAUUACAGUUUGAGGAGUUGGCAUAUCUUUGGAUGGAGAGGCAGAAGUCAGGUGGAAACUACAGCAGACAUCGUGCUCAGACAGAGAAGCAUGUGGUUCUCUGCGUCACUUCACUCAAAAUAGACCUGCUCAUGGAUUUCCUCAAUGAGUUCUACGCCCACCCGAGACUACAGGAUUAUUAUGUGGUGAUACUCUGUCCCACUGAGAUGGACAUCCAGGUUCGGCGUAUACUGCAGAUCCCGCUGUGGUCUCAACGGGUUAUCUACCUCCAAGGCUCUGCACUGAAGGACCAAGACCUGAUGAGGGCCAAGAUGGACGAUGCAGAGGCGUGCUUCAUCCUCAGCAGCAGAAAUGAAGUGGACCGCACUGCAGCUGAUCAUCAAACCAUUCUGCGAGCAUGGGCUGUGAAGGACUUUGCUCCAAACUGUCCUCUAUAUGUCCAGAUUCUCAAACCUGAGAACAAAUUCCAUGUCAAAUUUGCAGAUCAUGUGGUGUGUGAGGAGGAGUUCAAGUAUGCCAUGCUGGCCCUCAACUGUGUGUGUCCGGCCACCUCUACACUGGUCACACUCCUGGUGCACACAUCUCGUGGACAGGAGGGACAGAUGUCUCCAGAACAGUGGCAGAGGACGUAUGGCCGCUGCUCGGGGAAUGAAGUUUACCACAUUCGUUUGAUGGACAGCAAGUUCUUUGGCGAAUAUGAUGGGAAGAGUUUUACUUAUGCCUCCUUCCAUGCACAUAAAAAGUAUGGUGUCUGCCUAAUCGGCACCAAGAGAGAAGACAAUAAGAGCAUACUUCUGAACCCUGGCCCUCGCCACAUCAUGUCUGCCACAGACACCUGCUACUACAUUAACAUCACUAAAGAGGAGAACUCUGCCUUCAUCUUCAAACAGGAGGAGAAGCACAGCAAAGGGCAGUCGGCCACCGGCGUGUAUGACGCCCCCUCUCGUCUCCCGGUGCAGAGCAUCAUUGCAAGCAUGGGAACUGUGGCCAUUGACCUGCAGAACCCAGAUCCCCCGGCUGACAGCAGUAAACUGGCCCUGCCCACAGAGAACGGAGCUGGGAGUCGUAGACCCAGCAUUGCCCCUGUGCUGGAGAUCGCCGAUUCCUCUGCAAUCCUGCCUUGUGAUCUUCUCAGUGACCCCUCAGAAGACGAGACCAACCAAUCGGAUGAUGAAGGAGCACCAGCCUUAGAGUGGAUUAGAGGCUAUCCUCCAAACUCCCCUUACAUUGGAAGCUCCCCAACUCUUUGUCACCUUUUGCAACAAAAGGCGCCGUUUUGUUGCCUACGACUUGACAAGGGUUGUCGGCAUAAUAGCUUUGAAGACGCCAAGGCAUACGGUUUCAAAAACAAGUUGAUUAUCGUUUCUGCUGAAACUGCAGGAAAUGGCCUGUACAACUUCAUAGUGCCACUGCGUGCCUAUUACCGACCCCGGAAGGAGCUGAAUCCCAUUGUGCUGCUGUUGGAUAAUCCGCCUGAUAAUCAUUUUCUUGAAGCCAUCUGCUGUUUCCCUAUGGUGUACUACAUGGCUGGUACCAUUGACAAAUGUUCAACUGCUAAUAAACUGCCGUCAGACAAUGAGCCUGUUAACCUGUUGACAACCUGUUUCCAUGCUGAGCAGUCUCAGGUGUCUGUGGAGGACUGUGAGGACCCGCGGGACCACAGGGAAUCCUGGAAAGAGAAAACCGCCCACAGAAACUCCACAGGGAGCGACCAAUCAGAGCACCCACUCCUGCGGAAGAAGAGCAUGCAGUGGGCGAGACGGCUAAGCAGAAAAAGCACCAAACCGCCCAGUCGAGUUGAACGCAUCAAUCAACAGCGCCUAAACCUGUACCGGCGUUCAGAGAGACAGGAGCUGUCAGAGCUGGUGAAGAACCGCAUGAAGCACUUAGGGCUGCCCACUGUGGGAUACGAGGACGUAGCUAAUUUAACUGCAAGUGAUGUGAUGAACCGAGUAAAUCUAGGAUAUUUGCAAGAGGGUACUUACAUGACAGAGGGUACUGCAGUGGCUCAAACAGAUGAAAUGAAUGAUAAUCAGAACACGUUAUCAUAUGUGCUGAUAAACCCUCCUCCGGACACCAUUCUAGAGCUCAAUGAUAUUGUCUACAUCAUCCGUUCUGAUCCGCUGGCACAUGUCCCUGAGAAUCUCCCAGGGGCUCCGGCCGGAGUGAAGCUACGACAAGACUAUGGACCUGAGACGAGGGAUGAGACCCAUCUGUAGGAACUGGAAGUUCUCGUUAACCCUCCCUUCUCCGCCUUGAGCUGCUACAGUCUGCAUGAAGAUUGACAGGACUCACAACCGACCGUACAGACACGACCCAUGUGCCAACACAUUCACAACCCAAGCUGCCCAACCAAGCCAAAUGGUCGUAACUGUAGAACUGAAACACUUUACAGAUUCCUCUUUUCUACAACACAGACAUACAGAAUCUCGUGACACAUUUCAGACUUCUCUGAAUGUGGCUGGUUAUUACAUUUUUGUAUUUGAGACUUGGCUCAGUGCAAGUGUGAGGUGUUGAAUCAGUUUGGACCAAACAAGAUUGGAUUUAUAGGACAGUAUAUAUCAGAAACAUUACGUAAAGCAGCAUUCAAGAGGGCAGCUAAAGACAGAAGGG